This is a messenger RNA of Babesia sp. Xinjiang, 1101 nucleotides long. RefSeq names its product Protein zntD (gene zntD). Gene Ontology annotation, molecular function: zinc ion transmembrane transporter activity. Gene Ontology annotation, cellular component: membrane. The coding region runs from base 1 to 1101 and encodes 366 amino acids. Gene Ontology annotation, biological process: zinc ion transmembrane transport. The transcript is spliced from 4 exons. The record is from RefSeq and is a predicted model, not a curated record. NCBI's taxonomy places the organism in Eukaryota, Apicomplexa, Aconoidasida, Piroplasmida, Babesiidae.
AUGGGUACAGGAUUGGGAAAAUUUUUAUCAGCGGUGCUGAUUGGCCUUUCUGGCUUGGCAGGGUGUAUGAUACCGUACUUGGUAUAUUACUUUUCUCGUCCAAGUACCGAUGUGAAGUCCCGUCAAAACACGAUUGACUCUCGUCUGUGUUUGUGCAACUGUCUUGGUGCUGGCAUAAUAAUGGGUAUGGCAUAUCUGCACAUCCUUCCCGAGGCAGUUCUGCAAUGGGAACAUAGCGGUUUGUUGUGGAACAUUGGUAAAGGCCACUUCAACCCUGUUUAUUUCAUAGCUUUGUUGUCGUUCUGCAUGAUGUUGUUCAUUGAACGGGUAUUGUCUUCCGGCCGUACUCCAUGUUCUGCAGCUUUUAAUGUCUGUCAAGAACCCGAUGACUGUUGUGGCGUAGAGCAAAAUGGCUCAUGUUGUGAGAGUGCGUCACGGAGUGCAGCUUGCGAGCUGGAAACACUUGACGAGCCCAUCGCUGCAGAUGAGGAAUGCGCGGUGAAUACAACCGCGGAUACCUUUCGUGCCCGUUUUCGUCACCACCACAGUCGUAUAAUUGCAAGAUGGAUGAAGAUCUUGUGCCCGCUCUGCGAAUGCAAUGGCUUAUGCAUAACUCUAGCCCUUUUCAUUCACUCGUUGUUUGAAGGUAUCGUAGUAGGACUUGUGGACUCUCAAUGGAACCUCUGGCUAAUGACGGUUGGAAUCAUCCUACACAAGUGGGCUGCAGGCAUGGCCCUUUCGGCGUUUGUUUCUACUAACAGCAAACGUGGCGCAUUUGUAAUGCAAACCAUUUUCUGUCUGAGUUCCCCGUUGGGUAUUUUAAUCGGUGGACUAACAGCUGGAACGAGCGAGUCUGCCGAGGCGAUUUUAAAUAGCAUUGCUGUCGGCACUCUUAUCUACAUUGGAAUGGAAAUUAUAACCCACGAGUUGUUCUGCCAUAUGCAUUGCCGUAAAACAGCAUUUUGCAAAUGGUUGUGCGUUAUCUUCGGGACGCUUUUCAUUUUAGCCACGGCUAUGCUUGAAGUUUACAUAACUGGGGGCUGCGCUCAUUCUCAUGUACAUGAGGGUGCUGCGGCAUCAGCCCAUGCUCACCAUCACUAA